GCUUUGUUUUGCUGCUGAACUGAACUUGAACGGCCCUCUAUUGUUUCACCCGCACCCGUCCCGCUGGCGACACUCAAUUAUUUAUUACGUUCUCGGCACCGAGUUUGCAUAUUGCGGUUGCAGCUCGCGCCUCUCUUUGCAUGCGCUUGUUAGUCUGAUUGAGUGCGUGUUUCGACUCCGACGACCAGCCUGCUCGCGCGACCACCGCCGCGCCGAUCCUCACCCAUGCCAGGCAUGACAACCAGCCUUGGACAGCAACUAUGGAACCGUGUCGCAGAAAGGGCUCGCAGGUCGCUCAGCAACUCAGAGGAGCCAGGUCAGCGGCUACUGGAGGAACUGCGCCGCGACGAGGGCAGCGACCUGCAGUCCAGGUGGGAACCUGAGCUAUGCAUCAACAUGAUCAGGGUGCCCAUCACCACCAACUACGCAGCCCUGAGGAAACUGCUCAAGGUCGUCUCCAGGGAAUGGAUGGUGGAGUUUGUGGAGCGAGGCGGACUGGCCGUGCUGCUGGAGGCCCUGGAGCGGCUGGGCAGCUGCCCGGGGCCGCCGGACGGGCCGCCGCGGGCCACCCUGGGCAUGGAAAAGACAAUUUCGCAGCUGCGCGUCGUCGAGUGCAUCCGCGAGGUGAUGAACUCUGCUGCCGGGCUGUCCUUCCUGCUGGACCACGCCGAGUACGUGCACCAGCUGGUCAACGCCCUCAGUUCGCAAAACAUCACCGUCAAAAUGCAGGUGUUCGAGCUGUUGUGCGCCCUGUGCCUCUUCUCGGCCAAGGGGCACACGCUCGCCCUUGACUCGCUCUUCUUCUACACGACGAGCCAAGGCCUCCGCUACAGGUUCCAGCCCCUGGUGACCGAGCUGCGGGGGUGCGAGAGCGACCGCUACCGCUCCACCAUCGUGGCCUUUGCCAACUGUCUCAUCCAGGGAGCAGACUCGCUGAUCAACCGGGUAAAGCUCAGGAACGAGCUCAUAGGGGUUGGAUUCGGAGCUGAACUCUCCGCAUUGAGAGCAAAUGAUCUGGAGGCAGAGUUGAGUGUCCAGCUGAAUGCGUUCGAAGAGAGCAAGGAAAUGGACGAGGAACAAAUGAUCCAGUCAGAGGAAAUGAUGACUUUGUCGCACCACCAGCUGUUUCACACCCUUUACGAGAAGGUUUUGGGAACUCCUCAAGCGUACCGACUACACUCGGUGCUAUUAAACUUGGCUCAAACAGACACAGCCAGUAGGAAAAGUGAUCUUAUGUGGGAGUUGUUGGAAGAAGUGUCGUCGAGGGCGCUGGACGGGUCCCUGCACUGGGCGCAGCGGCGGCUGGGUCGGCUGCAGUCGCAAGCGAAAAACGCGAGUUCGCAGACGCCGCGGGCCCGCGGGGCGCGUCGCUGGAACAUCCGCACGCCGAGCCGCUCGUCGGGCACGCAGACGAUGGAGGAGGCGGCUGCCAAGCCCUCGCGGAAAACCUCCUCCACGCAGACCCCGAUGGACGAGGAGCCGAGCGAGUGCGCCACCCAGACGGCCCCCGUGCCCGAGGAGGCCCCGGCGCCGGUCAGCCCUCCGCCCCCGCCACCCCCGAUGCCCAUGGAGGGCGCGCCGCCCCCGCCUCCGCCCCCCAUGAUGCUUCCUCCGCCUCCCCCGCCGCCUCCACCGGGCCCAGGAGGCCCUCCGCCGCCCCCACCCCCGCUGAUGUUGGCCUCCGGGGGCCCGCCGCCCCCACCGGCGAUGAGCAUGGGCGAGUACUUCGCCUCGCCGACCAGACACUCCCUGCCGGCCACCCUGCCGUCCGGCUGGAGCCCCGACACGGAGCUGCAAAGGCACAACUCGCUGCCGCCGUCAAAGAAGAGGCUCAAGACGCUCAACUGGACCAAAAUUCCACCAAACAAAAACUACGAGGACACAGUUUGGAACACUGUUGGUGCCCAGCCGCCGAGUUUGACUGUCGACUUUCGGCAAAUGGAGGAGCUGUUCUGCCAGCGAACCACGUCUCCAGAGGCAACAGCCGCGGCGCCUCUGUCCCCCAAGUCCCCGAGCCAGGACGUGCAGGUGGUCAACGUGCUCGACUCCAAGAGGAGUCUUGGCGUCAACAUUUUGCUGCGGCAGUUCAGAGAACUCGGCGUCGAUGGCCUUCUGGCCACCAUCCAGGAGGGAAACGGCAGAGCAAUCGGCGCCGACAAGCUGCGGGGCCUUUUGAGACUUUUGCCAGAACCAGAUGAAUUGGCGAUGAUCAAGGCUCAGCAGCUUGACGAAAAAAUGAGACUGGGAGAUGCAGAGAGCUUUUACCUGCAGCUGAAUGAAGUGCCUAGCUACGCCCUGCGAAUCCGAGCCAUGCUCCAACGUGAAGAGUUCAACCCGACGGCGAAAGAGCUGCGGCCUCAGUUGAAGGCAGUGCUAAAAGCGUGUUCCACACUGGUAGAAAAUAGUUCCCUGCGUGAAUUCCUCGCGUUGAUCCUGCACCUGGGCAACAUGCUCAAUGCCGGUAGCUACGCAGGAAACGCUGUUGGGUUUAAGCUGAGCACCCUGCCGCGCCUGCUGGAAACCAGGGCCAAUAAGCCGAGAAUGACCUUCCUCCACUUUGCCGUCGAGAUCGCGAGCAAGCAGCCAGGGUGCCUUGACUUUGUGUCCGAGCUGGACGUCGUGCACGAGGCUGCAAAGGUGCCCCUGGAACUGAUGGAGGAGGAGGUCAGAGCGCUGAGCUCCGGAGUGCAGCGGCUCGACAAACAGAUUCAACACGCACCAGAUGACCUCAAGAUUCAAUUUUCCGACUUUUUGAGCGGAGCUAUGACCACUUCAGAAGACUUGUGCGGGCAGUUGGACGCGAUCAAAGUGGCCAGCUCAAGGCUGGCACGUCAUUUCUGCGAAGAUGAAGAGAAAUUCCAACUGAAUGAGUGCUUUUCCCUUUUCUCCGACUUCCUUGUCAAGGCCCAGACCUCUCUCAAGGAAAACGAGCAGAGAAGGGUGCAAGAGGCGCGAGUGCUGACGAUGCGGCAGCAGUCGCCGGCGCCGACCAGAGGAAUGAGCAUGAAGAGGACGAGAAGAGGCAGAGGCACCUCGACCGACUCCUCGGACGGCGAGGAUUCGUGUGUAGUCGACAAGCUCAUGCAGGAGAUCAGAAGCGGAACUUUCAAGCUCAGGAGAUGCAUGCCCGCUUGAACAUUCCAUUUUUAUUAAAAUAGAUUUUGUAUAAAAAAAACACAGAUCCCUCUAUAUCUCGUAUAUUUUUAGAAUUUAUUGCAUUCUUGCCCGAACAGAAUGGUGUUCAAAGAUGCCGAGUCUUCGCGGCCUCCUUGAAUACUUUAAUUUGGGAAGAAUGCGCCGCACUAUAUUUCUGAAUGAUGUAAAAUCGAACCUGUCACUUUCUUUUCUUCCCCUUUGCAUGAAGAAAAAUGCUUUACGAUUUAAAUUAUUAUAUGUAUUCUCCCAUAAAAGUGUGUUGAAGACGGAAAAGCAAACUAUUUUUGGGGUUCGGAAAUAUAUUCAACACUCAGGAAUUAAUUUUAAGCCGAGGUUGUGGGAAUCUGAUCGCGCAAAAACUGUUGUACUUUUACUAUUUUCAAAUUGUAAAAUUUUCUUGCAAUUCAUCACCGAAAGUGUCCUUGUUGUACAAUAAAGACUAUUAUUAUAUAUUAAA
Cloeon dipterum is the source of this 3613-nucleotide messenger RNA. RefSeq names its product inverted formin-2-like. Bases 226 to 3135 code for a protein of 969 amino acids. The record is from RefSeq and is a predicted model, not a curated record. The transcript has 16 exons. Gene Ontology annotation, biological process: actin cytoskeleton organization. Lineage: Eukaryota; Metazoa; Arthropoda; Insecta; Ephemeroptera; Baetidae. Gene Ontology annotation, molecular function: actin binding; small GTPase binding.